Molecule: messenger RNA, 1988 nt
Organism: Drosophila rhopaloa
Lineage: Eukaryota; Metazoa; Arthropoda; Insecta; Diptera; Drosophilidae
Product: zinc finger and SCAN domain-containing protein 21
Exons: 1
Coding region: 123-1925 (600 amino acids)
Biological process (GO): regulation of transcription by RNA polymerase II
Cellular component (GO): nucleus
Molecular function (GO): RNA polymerase II transcription regulatory region sequence-specific DNA binding; DNA-binding transcription factor activity, RNA polymerase II-specific
Source: RefSeq, a predicted model, not a curated record
GCACUGUUCGCAGUCGUCUCAUCCCUAAUUUCUGACGUCGUAUUGCUUUUUUUCGGCAAAAUUCAUGCAAAAUAAUUGAGGAUUGUCACCAAAGUUGGUUUGAUUGUUGUUGCACCUCGAGGAUGAGCAACCGCCUUGCGAUGAACCUGGACAUGUCCGAGAUAAUCGAGUUCGUGCUGCCCGCCAAGAGCGAGUACUCGGACGACGACGGCGGAGGAGCUGGUGCCGUGGGCAUGGUGGACGCCAGCGAGGAUGCCACAUACGUGGUUCUGGACGGCCUGGGCAACGAGUACGACGAGGAGUUCCUGAUCGUCAACGAGGACGGCGUGGAGGGCGAACUGCUGGUGGACGAGGAGCUGCAGGGUCUGCUGGUGGGCUCCCGGGUGAAGGAGUCAUCGCUAGACGAGCAGAAUGAGCAGUUUGUGGUCACCGAGCUGCAGCUGAGCGAAAUGGAAGAGCUGGUGGAGGAGGAACAGGAGCAGGGCGACUACGAACACGAGCUCAGCUAUGCCCAUCUGCCCAUUGCCGAGGAGCCAGAAGAUCUGGAUAUGGAUGCACCUUCGUCGCCCUCCCCGCCGCCAUCACCAACGCCACCACCGCCAACGGUGCCUUCUGUGCAGCCUGCUGGCAAAAUGAGAUCUUCAUCCGCCCUCCAGAUCGCCAUACGCAGCUUUGCGAGCCAAAAUGACGACGAUGGCAGCGUCAAGGAUGUGAAGCCCAGCGAAAAGAUGUUGGAUGAGUUUAAGGGACCGCGCCGCUACUUGCUCUUCGACGACCUGAUAGCCACCAUCGUGGAUUUUGACGACGACAGCACACCCAUUGUGGAGUUCUCCAUGAUCACCGACAUGCUGGACGAGAAGCUGCCAGUGGAAUGCGGUAUCUGUCCGGAUGUGAUGCACAAGACCAAGCUGUCCAAGCACCAGAAGACCCAUUUAGUGGCGGGGACCAAUCGCUACGCCUGCAUCUACUGCACGGAAACGUAUCGCGACUGCAAAUACCUGGCCGGACACGCUCGCCGCCACAUGGGCAUCCGUCCGUACGUCUGUGAACUGUGCACUCUUUACUUCUCCACCAAACAGGACCUACGCGUGCACAAUCAGCGGCGUCAUCUGGAAAAGGAGCAUAUCUGUGAGAUGUGCGGCAAGACAUUCGCCCAAAAUACCCAGCUUAAGCGUCACCGCGAGGCGACGCACGAGAAGAAGCGACGAUUCCAGUGCCAAUACUGUCAGAAGGCCUACUACAAAAACUUCUCGCUGCAGGAGCACAUACGCAACGUCCACAUGGGCAAGCGAAGGAUGUUGAAGUGCCCGUUCUGCGGCAUGCAGUGCCGCGAUGCCCACAAAAUGGCCCGCCAUCGCAAGGAGAUGCACCUGAGCCAGGGCACGUAUGUGUGCCACCUGUGCCAGGAGGAGUUCACCGACAUCAACUACUUCGAUGCCCACAAGCGGUCCAUCCAGUGCCGGAGCAACACGCGUCGCUUUGUGAAUAAUAGGGAUGGUGAUGAAAAUCAGGGAGGCUCCGGCUCGGGAUCUGUUUCAGGUGGGAUGAUGGACGGCCAGGAGGAUGAUGACGACGGCAUGGGCAUGCUGGAGGAGGAGUACGACGAGGACGACGGUCUGCUGGUGGAGGAGGGCCAGGCGGAGGAGCAAGUGACAACCAAUGGGCAUUACAUCAACGAGGGCGAGGCGCAGUACGUCCAGAUUUCGGACUACGAUGAUCAGCGCCUGUUGGUGGAGAACGCGGUCACCGAGGAGGACGACGAGGAUGUCGAGGAGGAGCUGCUCAGCGAGGAGCAAUACUUUAAUGCUGUACAACAGCACCAUCACCACCAGCAGCAGCAGAUCCACCCCCAGCUGGAUCCACAUGGUCAGGACUACCACGACGAGCUGAUAUAUGAAAUCACCUUGAAGACUGAGGAUAAUUGAGUGCCGCUCCCCUGUGCAAAUUGUAAAUAGGACCCAAUUGAAUAAUAUCAUGUAAACAAUUUA